This is a messenger RNA of Lutzomyia longipalpis, 2250 nucleotides long. It is a transcript of the gene daw, whose product is annotated as growth/differentiation factor 8. Gene Ontology annotation, cellular component: extracellular region. Lineage: Eukaryota; Metazoa; Arthropoda; Insecta; Diptera; Psychodidae. Gene Ontology annotation, biological process: SMAD protein signal transduction; BMP signaling pathway. The transcript is spliced from 6 exons. The record is from RefSeq and is a predicted model, not a curated record. Gene Ontology annotation, molecular function: cytokine activity; growth factor activity. The coding region runs from base 1026 to 2186 and encodes 386 amino acids.
AAGAAAGAGUGUUUGAGUUUCCUUGAGAUUCGGGGGAGUUUCUUCGUGGUGGUAGCGAGAAAAUUCAUUCCCAGGGAAAAUUUUGGCGAAAGGAGGAAAAUGAAAUUUAUAUUCUCAUCAUCUUUACAUUUUGCAGAAUUUCCCUUCUUCGGAGUAGAUCAAACGCGCGCAUUGCAAAAGGACAACUCUCCCGCUAAAAUUGCAAAGAUAAACUAAAUGGACUACAAAGGGGACGCACGGGAAUUUCCAACUGGGCACAUGGAGGAUACUGCGCGCGAGGUAAUUCAUUUAUCAAACGGGAAGCCAUGGUGGUGUGCGGAGGCAAAAAAUUCCUACAACGAAGCAUAAAACUUAUGAUAAAAGACCUUUAAAAAGAGCCCCUAAAUAAGACAGAAAAGAUCCUCAGAAGUGCUCCAAAAGAUGACAUAUUAGCUUCAGGAUAGCUUCAAAAGGAGGCAAAAAGACGAUCCAAAGAGCUCAGAAAAAAAUCCCACAAAAAGAAACAAAGAAAGGUCUUAAAAGAGCUGCAAAAGAAACCACUGAGAAGCCCCAGAAAGUAUAGCUCAGUAACAUUCAUAAAACACGACAAAGAAAAGAUUCAAAGGGUAGCAAGGAAGAUCCCAGAAAAAGUCUCAAAGAAAACCUUCAGGAAGAACCCAGAAGAAGAGUCUCAAAAGAAAUCAUAAAAGAACCCUAACGGGAAGCAAAGGAAAAUCCAAAAAAAAACUUCAAGAAAAGCCCCAAGAAAGAAUCCCCAAAAAGAGCUUCGUCCGAGUUCAUCACUGCAUCGUGAGAGAAGAGAUUAGAGAUUAUCUAGUUGUAUAUGUGUGGCCAGGACAGUCCACCAGUCAGCUGGUGAAGCAGCCACCACACAUCUCGUCGACGAACGAUUAAUGUUUUGAGAGCUCCUCUGUAUGGCAUCGGGCGACCCUUGAGCCAGUAUCUCUCGGUUCUGCAUUGCGCGAGAAUGGUGUGCCGUGUGCCUGUGAUCCCGAACAUUUGACCUUUAGAACUAUGUCCCAGGGAUGGCAGUGCGAUUCUAUGUGAUUCUGUACUUACUGGUGGUGUUGCUGUGGUGUACCCCCGGGCUCCUUGGGCGUCGCCAUGCACGCUACUCCCCCGCCAUCCUGGACAACAGCCUCCAUGAGGAUUUGCCCGAGGAGGAUGACGAUGAUGCUGGUGGAUGCCCAAAUUGCCAUGAAUCCGACGAACUCACGGCGUUGCGCAUUGAAUUUGUGAAAAAUCAAAUUCUCCAGAAGUUGCGCCUCAAAGAGCCCCCAAAUGUCUCCCGGAGCUCCCUACCGCGUCCCAUUCUCGAGGGCAUCAUCGGCAGUCGCAUGCCCUUCGAUGAAAGUGAAAAUUCCCUUAAUAGGCACGUACGGGAGGAUUACUACGGGAAGAUUACGCAGAAAAUUAUCUUCCUCGAUGAAGAGCAUCGUUUCUGCGGUCGCGAUGCCCAAUGCUUCUCCUUCCAGAUCCCCAGUGAUUUGCACGUGGACGAAGUGGAGCAAGCACAUUUGUGGCUGUACAAGCAUUCCGACCCAAUGGAUGCACACAACCAGACAUUUGUUGUGUCCGAAAUGGCGCACUGGGACCCCGCACGGAAGUUCCCCAAACGCAGCCCUCUGGCCAUUCAUGAGACAUCCGUGGGUGAGGGUUGGGUCCGUGUGGGGCUCCGCUGGGUCACCCGUCGGUGGGUUGAGUACCAAUCGUGGCGACACGUCCUCCAUGUUGCCUGCAAAACAUGUGCCAGUGGCAGUGUGGCCGCUACAGCACCGCGUCAACCCUUCAUUGUGGUCGAUGUGAGCUCCCACGGGGGCGGGAGGCGCGUCAGGCGGAACAUCAACUGCAGCGCCGGCGUCACAGAUUGCUGCCGCGAGAGGCUCUACGUGGAUUUCAAGGAUAUCGAAUGGGAUGGUUGGAUUAUCUACCCACGUGGCUAUCAUGCCUACUUCUGUCGUGGCUCGUGCGCAUCCGUGGCCACCAUUGCCCAGGGAUCGCAUCACAACUACGUCAUUCGGAAAUUCAUGAUGCGCAAUCAGCAGCAAUCGCGUACGCUGAAGAUGACUCCCUGUUGCACUGCCACGGAAUUCUCAUCUCUUCAGCUCUUCUACUUGGACAGCAACGACACAGCUACGCAGAAAGUUUUGCCAAAUAUGAUUGUGGAAGGAUGCGGCUGUAUGUGAAGAGUUUUUUAUCUUUGUUUAAUGUUAGCAAAAAAUAAAAUUGGUAUUUAUUGCGCGGAAAAAA